UUUGGAGGCUAAACGAGAUCAACAAAAGGCACCAAGAUUGUGAGCUUCAAUAUUAUAUGAAUAUUCUCGCUUGUACUUUGUGGAAUCUGUUAGGAACAACAAUACUGUACUUAAAAAUGUCAGACCCCCAAAGGUCAAACACAGACAAUACCUGUCAAAGUUAAAACAAGACCAUUGUCACAAUCUUUUUACAACGUGUAAAAAAGCUGCAAAUGUCACAUUAAAACAUAAAAUCUUUAUUUGGGAGGUAAACACUUCUAGGCAUCUCCUCAGUGCAUUCACAAUCAGAGAGAGAGGAGGAUGUAAUCAAUGUGCGACGCAACGAGGCGUGUACAGAUGAACAGAUAGGCAGUCUGAGGGCAGAAGGGUAGAGCAAUGUGAUGCAGGAAGUAUUGAGGUGGAUAGGUGUGAUAGGCACAUUAUUCUACAGACGACCCUCUCAGCGGUCUACAGACGACCCUCUCAGCGGUCUACAGACGACCCUCUCAGCGGUCUACAGACGACCCUCUCAGUGUUCUAUGUGAGCUCGAUUGUAUACACCUGUCAGCAACGGGUGUGCCUGAAAUAGCUGAAUCCACUAAUUUGAAGGGGUGUCCACAUACUUUUGUAUAUAUUGUGUAUGUAAAAUUUGUUUAGAUUUUGAAUGGCCCAUUAUCAAAUGGGCAAGAAGAGGGGACGGGGAAAAAAAAAAUAGCGAAUGGAGGCCACUGUCAUGACGUUGCCCUGUUGGUGAGGUUUAUGACCCCCAUAAAUACCUUUCCCCUUUUCUCGCUCUACAGGAAACCCCUUUGUGUUAACAUAGAGAGAGUACAGGAACGUCAAAAGGUAGGGAACGGAACAAUAUUUCGGUAAUCCAACCAGUUGAAAGUGUCCGUUGGUACUUAAAAAUAAUAUGAUGUCAGAUCAGUUGUUGUCUGGGACAUUAUAUCUGAUGAUAGGACGACAUACAUUUACAUUUACAUUUAAGUCAUUUAGCAGACGCUCUUAUCCAGAGCGACUUACAUAAAUUGUAUCUUGGAAAGUCUACACAUUCUAGUCAUCAGAUUCACAUGGAAUUGUAGUGCAAUUUGAAUGCUUAAAUAUGAAACUAUUUGUGAAAAGACUAAAAGGUAAUUUUAGUUUUAAUAUCAGAGAAUUGUUUUCAUAAGUAAAAUAUGCUCACUCAGCGGCCACGCCCGAGUGAACCAAUUCACGGCUGGCUAAGCCAACCUCAGCGUGAGCUCUGGUUGCAAAUGGUUGAACGACUACAACCUAACAUUGUGUUCCCGAUGACGUGAGCACUGAUGUCCAUACGUUUAACAGGGCGAAUUUCAACGUGGAGGUGAUGAUCGCCACGCUGGAAGGAUGAAUUACUAUACCAGCCAGAAUAUAGCAUGGAGCUUAUAGUAUGGCAACUUGAUAUGAACUCUGAACUCUUAUUCACUAAAGAAGUGAUACAUCCUAGAUCCCUACAUCCUUUUCAGCAGCAGCUGUAAAUGUGCGUGGCCUAGGAAAGGACGGACAAUCUCUUCAGAGCGACAGGGUACUACAAUGCAUCCAUUCUACCACACGACGACAGAGUACUACAACGUAUCCGUUCUACCACACGACGACAGAGUACUACAAUGUAUCCGUUCUACCACACGACGACAGAGUACUACAACGUAUCUGUUCUACCACACGACGACAGAGUACUACAACGUAUCCGUUCUACCACACGACGACAGAGUACUACAACGUAUCCGUUCUACCAAAUGACGACAGAGUACUACAACGUAUCCGUUCUACCACACGACGACAGAGUACUACAACGUAUCUGUUCUACCACACGACGACAGAGUACUACAACGUAUCCGUUCUACCAAAUGACGACAGAGUACUACAACGUAUCCAUUCUACCACACGACGACAGAGUACUACAACGUAUCCAUUCUACCACACGACGACAGAGUACUACAACGUAUCCAUUCUACCACACGACGACAGAGUACUACAACGUAUCCAUUCUACCACACGACGACAGAGUACUACAACGUAUCCGUUCUACCACACGACGACAGAGUACUACAACGUAUCCAUUCUACCACACGACGACAGAGUACUACAACGUAUCCGUUCUACCACACGACGACAGAGUACUACAACGUAUCCAUUCUACCACACGACGACAGAGUACUACAACGUAUCCGCCCAGAAAUAUUCUUCAAAGGACAAGGGAGAUCACUGCUGGGCAACCCAGCCUUCCAUCUUCGACCAAACUAUUGAAGCGCAGCUCAGAGUAAAUAUAUUUCUUGUAUUUUCCUUUUCCGAAUGGGCAGUUAUUUAAAAUAAAUAAGAUUCUGUAUUUACGAUAGCGUAGCUUCAUAAGGUCCGAUAGAGACCCAAUCCUUUUGUUCCUCAGUCUUCCCGCUCUUUCAUUCAAACCCAACACCCUUUUUUGUGUCACCAGCCAUCAUAUCGGUUUCGUCCACUAGGGACCUUUUCUUUUAUGACAUAAAUAGUAAUCAAUGUAUGAUCCAUCCUGUGUAUAUGUAAUUCUGUGUGAUUAUUUAGUAAAUACCUAGGAUAGGGUAAGUAAUCCUUCUCACCCCCCCCCCCUAAAAGAUUUAGAUGCACUAUUGUAAGUGGCUGUUCCACUGGAUGUCAUAAGGUGUAUGCACCAAUUUGUAAGUCGCUCUGGAUAAGAGCGUCUGCUAAAUGACUUAAAUGUAAAUGUAAAUGUAAUGUAAAUAAAUAAUUAAACCAAAUGUUGUAUUGCUGAUUCAACUUGUGAGCCAGGGUCCGUUAAUUUUACGAUGUCCAGAUGAGACUGAAUAAGGUGACGAUUAAUAAUUGACUGCUAUUGAUAUAAAAGGUUACCAGGUCUUUAAGAGUUCAUUUGGAAGACAACAGCUCUAUAAACAUUCUUCCGUGGUGCCCCGACUUCCUAGUUAAUUACAUUUACAUGACUAGUUUAAUCAGGUAAUAUUAAUUACAGAGAAUAGAUUUUGUAAAAUAGCAUGUCAUAUAAUUGAAUCCAUAGAAAAGACACCGCUUUCCUGUUGGUUGGUUAUUUCAGACCAUGCCAGGUAGACUACUCCGCUUAUUUCAGACCAUGCCAGGUAGGCUACUCCGCUUAUUUCAGACCAUGCCAGGUAGGCUACUCCGCUUAUUUCAGACCAUGCCAGGUAGGCUACUCCGCUUAUUUCAGACCAUGCCAGGUAGGCUACUCCGCUUAUUUCAGACCAUGCCAGGUAGGCUACUCCGCUUAUUUCAGACCAUGCCAGGUAGGCUACUCCGCUUAUUUCAGACCAUGCCAGGUAGGCUACUCCGCUUAUUUCAGACCAUGCCAGGUAGGCUACUCCGCUUAUUUCAGACCAUGCCAGGUAGGCUACUCCGCUUAUUUCAGACCAUGCCAGGUAGGCUACUCCGCUUAUUUCAGACCAUGCCAGGUAGGCUACUCCGCUUAUUUCAGACCAUGCCAGGUAGGCUACUCCGCUUAUUUCAGACCAUGCCAGGUAGGCUACUCCGCUUAUUUCAGACCAUGCCAGGUAGGCUACUCCGCUUAUUUCAGACCAUGCCAGGUAGGCUACUCCGCUUAUUUCAGACCAUGCCAGGUAGGCUACUCCGCUUAUUUCAGACCAUGCCAGGUAGGCUACUCCGCUUAUUUCAGACCAUGCCAGGUAGGCUACUCCGCUUAUUUCAGACCAUGCCAGGUAGGCUACUCCGCUUAUUUCAGACCAUGCCAGGUAGGCUACUCCGCUUAUUUCAGACCAUGCCAGGUAGGCUACUCCGCUUAUUUCAGACCAUGCCAGGUGGGCUACUCCGCUUAUUUCAGACCAUGCCAGGUAGGCUACUCCGCUUAUUUCAGACCAUGCAAGGUAGGCUACUCCACUUAUUUCAGACCAUGCAAGGUAGGCUACUCCACUUAUUUCAGACCAUGCAAGGUAGGCUACUCCGCUUAUUUCACUCCAAGCAUCAACCAACCACUGUUUGAGGAGCAUGCAGCCUCUACUCGACAGGUUUAUUUUAUUUUUAGUUAGUUAGUAUUUAGAUGAUUUAGUCCACCCAAAUUUGGUAUGCCCUCCAACCUUGUUCCUGCAGCUACCCAGUGGUUAAUUUGGGAAAUAAAGUGAAAUCUGUUUGGGAACAUUGAUAGUUUUCACAACAAAAUAUAUUUAAUUAAAACCGGUGACAGCCCGUCACUCUGUGUGCUCAAGAAAGGCAUGAAGGGGAGAGGAGGAGGAGAUGGAAACUCACUGUGGUGACAUAUUCUGUAGCUAAAGGUAAUGUGCCAGCCUAUAUGAAAACAGAAGCUAUUCAAAAUCAAAUACAAAUUCAUUAUAAUUGUAGGCGAACUCUGUAAGCUGCAAUGCACAAUCAAUGAACAAAAAGCAUGGCCUAGGGCCUAUAUGUUCUCUCCCAGACUCAUGUAUAUACAUUGGAGCAUAACGUAACCAGUCCAUCCAGUAUAAUUAAUAAUACAGUCUACACUCCAGGACAAUUACUAGAAUAAAAGUUUCAUUUUGGAGAAUAGACUCGACGAAUCACAUACCAAAGAAAUCUUAAACUCAGACAUCUUAAAAAAUGUUUUGCCAUACGUAAUAUGUGGUAGGCUAUGGAUUGUAGAAAGGCACAAUCCUUAUUUUAAUUCAGUAUUUUCCUCCUCCCCAGGAGGACACGUAUCCAUAAACUCUAAUAUGCAUGAGUGUUUUGAAUGAAUCAUCACCUUAGAAAGUGCUGUCCAUUUCUUUGUGUUAGGAUUUGAAACAACAUCAACAACCAUGUGUUACACUCCGUUUCAACCUGCUGUUGAACUGCUUUUCUUCAAAUUGAUCAUCACAAUGAGGUGAGUUUUAAAAGCUUUUGAUGAUAAGUGUUUGAUGUGAUUUUUGAUUGCAGAGGGGCAAUGGAGCUCUGAGUACCAGGCCAUUAGGACCUGAUGGAGGGACAAUAGAGCCCCGAGUACCAGGCCAUUAGGACCUGAUGGAGGGACAAUAGAGCCCUGAGUACCAGGCCAUUAGGACCUGAUGGAGGGACAAUAGAGCCCUGAGUACCAGGCCAUUAGUGACCUGAUGGAGGGACAAUAGAGCCCUGAGUACCAGGCCAUUAGGACCUGAUGGAGGGACAAUAGAGCCCUGAGUACCAGGCCAUUAGGACCUGAUGGAGGGACAAUAGAGCCCUCGGUACCAGGCCAUUAGGACCUGAUGGAGGGACAAUAGAGCCCUCGGUACCAGGCCAUUAGGACCUGAUGGAGGGACAAUAGAGCCCUCGGUACCAGGCCAUUAGGACCUGAUGGAGGGACAAUAGAGCCCUCGGUACCAGGCCAUUAGGACCUGAUGGAGGGACAAUAGAGCCCUCGGUACCAGGCCAUUAGGACCUGAUGGAGGGACAAUAGAGCCCUCGGUACCAGGCCAUUAGGACCUGAUGGAGGGACAAUAGAGCCCUCGGUACCAGGCCAUUAGGACCUGAUGGAGGGACAAUAGAGCCCUCGGUACCAGGCCAUUAGGACCUGAUGGAGGGACAAUAGAGCCCUGAGUACCAGGCCAUUAGGGCCUGAUGGAGGGAGAAUAGAGCCCUGAGUACCAGGCCAUUAGGACCUGAUGGAGGGAGAAUAGAGCCCUGAGUACCAGGCCACACUGUUGGUGUAGAGGUAAUACAGUCUCCAUGACUGUUGUUGCGGAGGUAAUACAAUCACCAUGACUCCCGGUGAGGAGGUAAUACGGUCACCAUGACUCCCGGUGAGGAGGUAAUACGGUCACCAUGACUCCCGGUGAGGAGGUAAUACGGUCACCAUGACUCCCGGUGAGGAGGUAAUACGGUCACCAUGACUCCCGGUGAGGAGGUAAUACGGUCACCAUGACUCCCGGUGAGGAGGUAAUACGGUCACCAUGACUCCCGGUGAGGAGGUAAUACGGUCACCAUGACUCCCGGUGAGGAGGUAAUACGGUCACCAUGACUCCCGGUGAGGAGGUAAUACGGUCACCAUGACUCCCGGUGAGGAGGUAAUACGGUCACCAUGGGAUGCAGGUACUAGGG
Molecule: messenger RNA, 5997 nt
Organism: Oncorhynchus keta (chum salmon)
Lineage: Eukaryota; Metazoa; Chordata; Actinopteri; Salmoniformes; Salmonidae
Exons: 3
Coding region: 3041-3955 (304 amino acids)
Source: RefSeq, a predicted model, not a curated record